GUGCAGAAAUAACCAUUUUUGUUUGGAACGGGAAAUGAUUGAGGAACGUUGUCCGGAGCAUUGACUCCGUGGAACAACGUGACAAUAUUGUAAAGAUAAGAAGAAGAAAUACAAUUAGUAGUUAUUACCAAACUUGCUUGGUUCUUAUGUAAGGAUCAUCGUGUUAACGUUGAGAGAUACUUUUCUCUCUUGAUCUAACGACCACUUGCGGGUAACAUAUGGUUGCAUCCCACUCGACAUCAUCAACAAGCAACCCUCUCUAACACCGCUCGCCAUCGUUAGCAAAUCCUCCUCCAAUAUUCUCGUCAGAUUCCAACAGAAGCUAUAUUAUAUUAUUAUGGGUUCGGAACGUGAAAUUGCUGCUUCGAUUCGAGAUAAGUUUGUACGAAAGGAUGAUCAGCUACCACCAUCAUCUCAGUGCCGUCGUUGCAUAUUUAGAGUUCCACAUAUGCUACGCAGGCAUAAUGAAAAGGCUUUCAUGCCAAAAGUAGUUUCGAUCGGUCCAUUUCACCACGGGAAUACGCAGCUGCAAGCAAUGGAAAAUAUUAAGCUAUUGUAUUUGGAACACCUCGUCCUUGGAACAGGAUUUGACAUAUUGGAGAGCUUGGUAAAAGCCAUCCAAAGCAUUGAGUGGGAAUGCCGUCACUGUUAUGAAGAUCCAGUCGUUGAUCAAAUUCGUUUCAACGAAUUCAUAGAGAUGAUGGUCAUUGAUGGUCAUUUUAUCCUUGAAUUCCUCUGCAGAUAUCUGGAAAAACGGAAGAGAAUACGAGUACUGGAUACUGAUGAUCAAGUGUUCAAAACGUCAUGGAUGCCAAGGAAAAUAGUAGCAGACUUGCUUCUACUUGAGAAUCAACUUCCUUGGUGCGUGAUCGACUGUUUGUACAACGUGAUGAUUUCAACUGGUCUGGACCGCUUCUGCACAGUUGCAAGUCUUGUUGCCGUUCCUUUUUCAGAAUACAGAAUGUUCAAAAUGGGGAACCAGAUUUCCCCCGCAAGAACAUACAAGCAUUUACUCGAUUUCUUCCGAGCUGAGUUAGUUGGAUCAUGCCGUACAGAAUGGCGUGCACCACUGUGUGCAGAUUGCUGUAAGAGCUGUGAGGAAGCCUUAGUGUGGAAACCGAUUCCGUCCGUGACGGAGCUUUUGGACUUUGAAGUUAGUUUCUUUCCUGCUCCAGAUCAAGACGAAGUUAGCAUCCUCGAUGUAAAGUUCGAAGAUGGAAAAAUGAAAAUCCCAAAAAUAUUUAUAGAUGAGAACACAGAAUCUUUGUUCAGAAACCUCAUCGCACUUGAGCAUUGUGAUCCUAGUAUGGGCACUCAAGUCACCUCUUAUGCUGCGAUCCUGGGUUGCCUUGUUAAGUCCCCCGCAGAUGCACUUCAUCUCAAACAGAAAUAUAUUCUACAUAUUGGUUCGAGUGUGCAUGAGGACCCAGCAAUUAGUUUCUUACACAGCCUUCGUAAUGAUACCAGUUUCCAUGGUCCUCUCUACUUAGAACUCUGCAGAGAUGUGAACACAUUUCAGUCCGAACCAUUUAGAAGGUAUAAGGCUACUCUGAGGCGGGAUUAUAACUUAAAAGAUCCAACGACGUUCUUAACUGUCGUGUAUGGAAUCGCGUUUAGUCUAUUUCUUGGUAUUUUACAAACCAUAUUUGCUAUCCUCUCCUACUUUAAAUAAGAGCAUACUCAGUUCAUGAUCCUAGCUCAGUUCAAGUAAUAUCUUGUAUGUUACUUUUUUGCAAACUCGAAUUUCUAUUUGUAUUUGUUUGUCUAUGGAGAACAAAAUUGAUAAUGUAUAGAAUUGAAUAAUGCUAGACAUAUAUAUACUAUCCAUAAUAUUACAUCAAA
Molecule: messenger RNA, 1842 nt
Organism: Carya illinoinensis
Lineage: Eukaryota; Viridiplantae; Streptophyta; Magnoliopsida; Fagales; Juglandaceae
Product: UPF0481 protein At3g47200-like
Exons: 3
Coding region: 338-1672 (444 amino acids)
Source: RefSeq, a predicted model, not a curated record